Molecule: messenger RNA, 1724 nt
Organism: Gavialis gangeticus (Gharial)
Lineage: Eukaryota; Metazoa; Chordata; Crocodylia; Gavialidae
Gene: KDELR2
Product: KDEL endoplasmic reticulum protein retention receptor 2
Exons: 5
Coding region: 97-735 (212 amino acids)
Biological process (GO): protein retention in ER lumen; endoplasmic reticulum to Golgi vesicle-mediated transport
Cellular component (GO): endoplasmic reticulum; membrane; cis-Golgi network
Molecular function (GO): ER lumen protein retrieval receptor activity
Source: RefSeq, a predicted model, not a curated record
GGCGUGCAGCGGGCUCGCUGGCUGUCUGGCCACGUCUCCGGGCCACGUCGCUGAGCUCUCGCCAUCUUCGGUCCCCGGCCCCGGCCCGCCGCCGCCAUGAACAUCUUCCGCCUCACCGGGGACCUGUCCCACCUGGCGGCCAUCAUCAUCCUGCUGCUCAAGAUCUGGAAGACCCGCUCCUGCGCCGGUAUUUCUGGGAAAAGCCAGCUUCUGUUUGCACUGGUCUUCACCACCCGUUAUCUGGAUCUCUUCACUUCAUUCAUUUCAUUGUAUAACACAUCUAUGAAGCUCAUCUACAUUGGUUGCUCAUAUGCCACUGUGUACCUGAUCUACAUGAAAUUUAAGGCUACCUAUGAUGGAAACCAUGAUACAUUCCGAGUGGAGUUUCUGGUGGUCCCUGUUGGUGGACUCUCGUUUCUUGUUAAUCAUGACUUCUCUCCUCUAGAGAUUUUGUGGACCUUCUCCAUCUAUCUUGAAUCAGUUGCUAUCCUCCCCCAGCUUUUCAUGAUCAGCAAAACUGGAGAAGCAGAGACCAUCACUACUCACUAUCUUUUCUUCUUGGGUCUCUACCGUGCCUUGUACUUAAUCAAUUGGAUUUGGCGCUAUUAUUUUGAGGGUUUCUUUGACCUUAUAGCUGUUGUUGCUGGUGUGGUCCAGACCAUUCUUUACUGUGACUUCUUCUAUUUGUAUGUAACAAAAGUACUCAAGGGAAAGAAGCUCAGUUUGCCAGCGUAAGUGCCAAAAAUCAUCACCAGCAUCUGUUCUUCUGGAUGCUUGGACAGAACAAUCCUUACCACAAGCAAAGGCAAAGAUGCUUGAGAGAGAAAAUCAGAAACAACUUUUCUAGCACAGGUGGUCAUCAGCAGCUCUAAGAACAGAGGAAGAACAACCAGCGGAUUUCUGUUUGAUGCAUCUUGCCUUGACCUUUUUUUAUUACUAUGUAUAAAGAUUUUUUACAUAAAGAAACUUAAUACUGUAUUAAUAAAUUCAGCGUGUAGUUUCAAUUGGACUAGUUCCAAAAGUGAGGUUUUGUGAGGUUGUUUAUGACCAGGAAUAAGUGCAAACUUUUUUUCUUCAAGGAUUCUCUGAGAUUUGGUUGACACUCAAUGCACACAAAUAAAUGUGUACUGCCUGCUGGAUGGUAGUCAUAGCUCUUUCCCUUUGAUUCAGUUUUCAUUCCACUAUAUUUAUUUUUAUGAAAGGCAAAUAUCUGUCACUCAUGAACCCACCAGUAUUUGAUGUGAAGUUGUGGUUCCCAGUAUGCUGUGCCAUCUGCUGACAUGGAGUUCUUUAUGAAAAGUGUCAGUGCCAUUAAAAUUGGCAAUCAUGGCUUGUUAAAUGUCUUUUUUCCUCCUGUUAGUUGCUAGAUUAUCCCUCCACCACCACCGCAAUCUCCUUUUUUAACACUAGAAAGAUAUCAGAGAUCCACUCUUGUGGCCACCAUGAUUUGUGCCAUCUACUUUUUUUCAUGUCUUGAAGGCAAUUGCAAAGUAUCUGGUGGCAAUAAAGGUCAUAGAAGGUAAGGGUAUGAUUUCAUGGCUUAGAUGAGCAAACACUCUUGUUCUGUUCUUCCUUCUGGAAAAGACAGUUAAACAUCUUGGAUGUAGAGCCCUACGCAUUUAAUUAAAAUGACUAUUGCAACUCUAAGGUUGAACUUCAGGAAACUGUAAAUGAUCAUUUUAAACAAGGUCUACAUUUUUUAUUAAUACUUUAUACUUUACUUU